AUGGAUUGGAAGAUUAUUCGUUUCCUUCCAGAAAUUCAAUUCGAGAAGCAAGUUGCUCUUCAUGUGUUUAGAUAUUGCAAUGAUCACUUUGAAUUGCAUACGAGAUAUAUUGAAAAUCAUUUUAAAAAGCACAACUUAUUCUCAGAUAAGGAGUGGAUUAAGCAAGUGGCCACUAAAUAUUGUACUCGUGAUUAUAUUCUUUCGGCCAUUUCAUCAUGUCUUUCAGAUGGAUUGAGGAAAGAUAAGGAGAUUGCCUGUAUUUUAGGAAAGGUCUUACGAUCACUUAUGGCAUUUGAUGAUUCGAUCAAAUCUGAUAGAGACGUGGUUUUAAAAGUUGUAAGACAUAAUGCAACGGCUCUGACAUGUGCAGAUGGAAAAUUCAUGAAUGAUUUUGAAAUUCUUUGUGCUGCUGUGAGGAAUAAUUCUUCAAUUCUUUAUGCGAUUAGUAAUAUUGAGUUUUUAAAGUAUUGGAUUAAGAAAAGGCCCUUGGAUUACAAAAAAUUAUCUUCAGAAAUGCAAGCAAAUCCAGAUCUAGCUCUUAUGGUUGUCAAGGAAGGCUUUUUCAAAUUAAAUAGCAUUCCACAAAAUAUCAUCAGUCAGGAAAUGGUACUUGAAGCACUGAAAAUAGAUCCAACCAAUUUGCAAUAUGCUCGAAACUUUCUUAAGGACAAAACAGUUUUCAUUGAAGCUGUGAAACAAUCUCCAUCCAAUAUUGUAUAUGCUGAUUCGAGUUUGAGAACAGACAAGGAUUUCAUUCUCCAAUUGAUAGAAAUUAACCCCAAUGUAAUGAGAAACAUUGAUUAUCCAUUGAACGAUGAUGUUGAUAUUGCUCGACAGGUUGUCCAAAGAAAUGGCCUUCUAUUACACUAUUUCUCAGCAUCAAUUAGGGAAAAUAUUGAGAUUGUUAAAAUGGCUAUAGGGCAGAACCCAAAUUCAAUUCAAUCCAGUUUGAUUCAGACCUUGGACAUUGUGAUGGAUGCUGUACAAACUGAUGGAACGUCUUUACAAUAUAUUUACUCUAAAUUCAAGGACCAAAGAGAAGUUGUAUUGACAGCUGUCAGACAAAAUGGCAUAGCUCUCAAGUUUGUCCAAAAUUCUUGGAAAAUGGAUCGUGAAAUUAUUAUCAAAGCUCUCAAUAAUGGCUGUCCUUUCAUGUAUGUCGAUCCAAGCUGGAGAAGAGACAAAGAGAUUGCUUUGGUGGCCUUGAGUCAUGAUUCAAGAGCAUUCAAACUAAUAGAUUUAUCCAUUAGAAAUGAUGAAGAAAUUCAAAAAUCCCACACAAAGUCUACCAGUUUUUGGACUUUGCCAUUUUACCAAGAAAAGACAUGUUGA
Messenger RNA from Naegleria gruberi, 1332 nucleotides. RefSeq lists its product as uncharacterized. Lineage: Eukaryota; Heterolobosea; Eutetramitea; Acrasida; Naegleriidae. The record is from RefSeq and is a predicted model, not a curated record. The transcript has a single exon. Bases 1 to 1332 code for a protein of 443 amino acids.